GGAUAGCUCUGCCGCGGCUCUGACAUCCACAUGCUGCUCGGCCUGAAAAGGCAGGGGGGAGCCGAGGGGAGGCAGAGAACGCGAGCGAGGCCCCAGCCGGCAGCCCGCCCCCAGCACAUCCUCAGACGUGCAGACACUCGGCCGGGCGCUGGGUGAGGUGGAGGUGAGAGCGGGCGCGAGCGAACUCGGAGAGGGGCUCGCACACUCCCAGGCGAUCCCAGCCGCCGCCGCCGCACCAGCGCAGCAGCAGCCGCCGCCGCAGCCGCAGCUUCCUUCCUCAGACUCCCCUCGAGAGGCUGGCCAAGCGGGUGUAGCCGUUGGGGGAGGCUCCCGCUAGGGGAACCCGGAGAGGACGAGAGCCGGGCGGCUGCCUCCCAUUCCGGCUGUCCGGCGGUCGGUGUCUCGGCCCGCGUGUCCGUCCCGGGUGCACGGCGACGUGUGUCAGUUUACGCCUCUGAGAUCACACAGCUGCCUGGGGCUGUGUGAUGCCCAAGGCAAGUCUUGGCUUUUCUUUUCUUUUCUUUUUUAUUUACGCUCGGCUUUCGGGAAAUAUUCGUGAUGUUGUAGGAUAAAGGAAAUGACACUUUGAGGAACUGGAGAGAACAUAGAUGCGUUUUGUUUUUGAGAGGAGACCGGUCCCCUCUUCCCGGCUUGCUCCCUCUUUCCAGAUUAUAGGAGCUACCCUCCUCCUGGUGAGGUGGGGAUUCCAACAAGAAUAAAGGUGAAGACGGGCCGCCAGGACCCCGGAGGGCAACACUGACCAUUAGAAACCUUUUCAGAAGACGUUGUAAGGAAGAAGAUAAGAGAGAGGAAAAAAAACACAAAGACUUAUAAUUAUACAAGAAACCUACAAACCCAGCUCUGGAGAAAGCCGCCUUCUCUAAAAUGGAUAUGUUUCCCCUCACCUGGGUUCUCUUAGCUCUACACUUUUCAGCCCAGGAAGUGAGAGGCCAACCAGACCAACCCUGUGGAGGUCGUUUGAAUUCCAAAGAUGCUGGCUACAUCACCUCUCCCGGUUACCCCCAGGAUUACCCCUCCCACCAGAACUGCGAGUGGAUUGUUUACGCCCCUGAACCCAACCAGAAGAUUGUGCUCAACUUCAACCCCCACUUCGAGAUUGAGAAGCAUGACUGCAAGUAUGACUUCAUUGAGAUUCGGGAUGGGGACAGUGAAUCUGCUGACCUGCUGGGCAAGCACUGUGGGAACAUCGCCCCGCCCACCAUCAUCUCCUCAGGCUCCAUGCUCUACAUCAAGUUCACCUCUGACUACGCCCGACAGGGGGCAGGCUUCUCUCUGCGCUAUGAGAUCUUCAAGACAGGCUCUGAAGAUUGUUCAAAAAACUUCACAAGCCCCAAUGGGACCAUCGAAUCCCCUGGGUUUCCUGAGAAGUACCCACACAACUUGGACUGUACCUUCACCAUCCUGGCCAAACCCAAGAUGGAGAUCAUCCUGCAGUUCCUAACCUUUGACCUGGAGCACGACCCUUUGCAGGUGGGAGAGGGAGACUGCAAAUAUGACUGGCUGGACAUCUGGGAUGGCAUUCCGCAUGUUGGCCCCCUCAUUGGCAAGUACUGUGGGACCAAAACACCCUCUGAACUCCGUUCAUCAACUGGGAUUCUCUCCCUGACCUUUCACACGGACAUGGCCGUGGCUAAGGAUGGCUUCUCCGCGCGUUACUACCUGGUCCACCAGGAGCCACUAGAGACCUUUCAGUGCAAUGCCCCCUUGGGAAUGGAGUCUGGCAGGAUUGCCAAUGAGCAGAUCAGUGCCUCAUCUACCUACUCUGAUGGGAGGUGGACCCCUCAACAGAGCCGACUCCAUGGUGAUGACAAUGGCUGGACCCCCAAUUUGGAUUCCAGCAAGGAGUAUCUCCAGGUGGACCUGCGCUUUCUAACCAUGCUCACGGCCAUUGCAACGCAGGGAGCAAUUUCCAGAGAAACCCAAAACGGCUACUAUGUCAAAACCUACAAGCUGGAAGUCAGCACUAAUGGUGAAGACUGGAUGGUGUACCGGCAUGGCAAAAACCAUAAGGUAUUUCAAGCCAACAACGAUGCAACUGAGGUGGUUCUAAACAAGCUCCACACCCCUCUGCUGACAAGGUUCGUCAGGAUCCGUCCUCAGACCUGGCACUCAGGCAUCGCCCUCCGGCUGGAGCUCUUUGGCUGCCGGGUCACAGAUGCUCCCUGCUCCAACAUGCUGGGGAUGCUCUCAGGCCUCAUCGCAGAUUCCCAGAUCUCUGCCUCCUCCACCCGCGAGUACCUCUGGAGCCCUAGUACAGCCCGCUUGGUCAGCAGCCGCUCGGGCUGGUUCCCUCGGAUCCCUCAGGCCCAGCCAGGUGAGGAGUGGCUCCAGGUGGACCUGGGAGCACCCAAGACUGUAAAAGGUGUCAUCAUCCAGGGAGCCCGUGGAGGAGACAGCAUCACUGCAGUGGAAGCCAGGGCAUUUGUACGCAAGUUCAAAGUCUCCUACAGCCUAAAUGGCAAGGACUGGGAAUACAUCCAGGACCCUAGGACCCAGCAGCCAAAGCUGUUUGAAGGGAACAUGCACUACGACACCCCCGACAUCCGAAGGUUCGACCCUGUUCCCGCGCAGUACGUGCGAGUGUACCCAGAGAGGUGGUCACCAGCGGGUAUCGGGAUGCGGCUGGAGGUGCUGGGCUGUGACUGGACAGACUCCAAGCCCACAGUGGAAACACUGGGACCCACUGUGAAGAGCGAAGAGACCACUACUCCAUAUCCUAUCGAUGAGGAAGCCACAGAAUGUGGGGAAAACUGCAGCUUCGAGGACGACAAAGAUUUGCAGCUCCCUUCAGGAUUCAACUGCAACUUUGACUUCCCUGAAGAGCCCUGCGGUUGGAUGUAUGACCAUGCCAAGUGGCUCAGGAGCACCUGGACCAGCAGCUCCAGCCCGAAUGACCAGACCUUUCCAGACGACAGGAAUUUCUUGCGACUGCAGAGCGAUGGCCGGCGAGAGGGCCAGUAUGCAAGGCUCAUUAGCCCUCCUGUCCACCUGCCCGGAAGCCCCGUGUGUAUGGAGUUCCAGUACCAAGCCACAGGCGGCCGCGGGGUGGCGCUGCAGGUCGUGCGGGAAGCCAGCCAGGAGAGCAAACUCCUCUGGGUCAUCCGCGAGGACCAGGGCGGCGAGUGGAAGCUGGGGAGGAUCAUCCUGCCCAGCUACGACAUGGAAUACCAGAUUGUGUUUGAAGGAGUGAUAGGGAAAGGACGUACAGGAGAGAUUGCCAUUGACGACAUUCGGAUAAGCACUGAUGUCCCGCUGGAGAAUUGCAUGGAACCCAUCUCAGCUUUUGCAGGUGAGAAUUUUAAAGGGGGCACCCUCCUGCCAGGGACCGAGCCCACAGUGGACACGGUGCCCGUGCAGCCCAUCCCAGCCUACUGGUAUUACGUAAUGGCCGCCGGGGGCGCCGUGCUGGUGCUGGUCUCCGUCGCCCUGGCCCUGGUGCUCCACUACCACCGGUUCCGCUAUGCGGCCAAGAAGACUGAUCACUCCAUCACCUACAAAACCUCCCACUACACCAACGGGGCCCCUCUGGCAGUGGAGCCCACCCUAACCAUUAAGCUAGAGCAAGACCGCGGCUCGCACUGCUGAGGCCGAAGCAAGGACAGCGCCCAAACAAGAAAGACUGCAAACACGUUGCCUCGAUUUUGCACUUUUUCUUCCUGCCUAGUCUCUGUGUGAACUCUCAGACAUCUCUCUCCCGGGUCCCCAACCCUGAACGCUCUUAUCGAUCCCAACCAUUCUCCUUGGGUUUUGUUUUGUUUUGUUUCUCUUUUUCAUUCGUCUUUUUUUUUUUUUUUCUUUUUGUUGUUGUCGUUGAUUCCAAACCAACAAAACCCAACUCUAAUGCUGCAUCUUGGAAUAUGAGAAGAGAUCCACCCCUAAGUACUUCACAACUCAAGGCUCAGCUGGUUUGUUCCAGAGACGGGUUCUCUUGUUUUUUUUCCCCCUUGCCUUAUCCCAUAUCUCCUCUGGUGGGCAGGCUGCCAGGAGACUUGGGGGGACCUGGAUCUGUGUGUAUGUACAUAAUAUACAUUUGUGCGUGUGAAUACCUCCCUGAGUGUGGAUGUGUGAGAGAGGCUGGUUCAUUGUGUGUGUGUGGGGGGGGGAGUGUGUGGGUGUGUUCAGAAAGGGCCCUUUAACUCUUGUGUUACUUCUCCUGGGGUACAUUUUACAAAAAAAAUAAUAAUAUACUGUAUAAGUUUUGUUUACUUGGAGAAGAGAUUGAAGCUUUUUGUUGCCUUAUCUAGCUCUGGCUGGGUUUCUGUUGGCUGUCAUUGUCAUCUCCAGGUACCUAGAAAAACAGAGGCCACAUGGACUGCAGUGUGGCCCCUCCCAUUCCUAUUCCCUUCCCAGUCCACCUGACCCAAGAGGAAGGUUCCCCCAGUGCACUCAGGCAUGACCUCCCUGUCAUGCUGCCCUGUGUCUUUGAAGUAAUGAGAUAACAGCCAUUGGGUGUGUAUGGAACCACCUCUGCUUCCAGCCCUGAAGCAAAUCUGUCUCAUGUUGCCUUAUAAAAGAGAAGUUCAUAAUGAAUGUUUAGCUUUUAUUGGUUCAGUCCAAUCUUGGAAUAAGUCAUAGAGAAUAACAAACCUGGAACUGAUAUAGGAAAAGCAGUAGUCCGUUAAAGUCAGAAGCAGGAGGAGGUGAACGAAAGAAGGAGAGAGAAAGAAGAAUUAAAAUACCUUUGCGAAGUCUCCUCAUCUGCGAGGGUCUUUGGGCCCAACUUGGCAUGGGAUUGAGUAAGCAGGUUGAAAACCAUAUCCUUUGGUAUUAUAUUGGUCAUUGUAAUAGCAUUUGUAAAAUACGGGGAUAAAAGGGAUCAUUUGCUUUCCUUUCAUGGUGUCAAUGUGUGCCUGAAUCUAUAGCCACUAAAAUAUAAGGUUGUCCGCCUGAUUUAUUUAAAUAUAAGAGAAUAGAAAGUAAUUAUUUUUUAAAAUAGGACAAUAUGCUGCCCCUUAAAGCAUUCACGGCAUCUGGUAAAUCCACCUCGUAGGCUAGCCUGGCAUAUGCAGAUGUUGCUGCACCAUCAGAGAGAGUAAUAAUGAAGGUAAAUCCAUCGCCGACCAUUUGUUCUCUCUAAGCAGUGCGGAGAGAGGGAUGGUAGAGAGAAACUGCCAGAUGAUACUGAACACAAGAUGGAUUAAAUAAUGAAGUCAGUAUCAUUGAUAGAAAUGCAUAAAUUCAGAUUCUUAGUGUACUAGGGCUUAGCCUUGGAGGUGUUCAUUGUUGGUUUUUUUUGUUUUUUUCUUUUGUUUCUUUUUUUUUAAAUUUUUAACCUUUCUGCCAGGAAUCCACUAGGAAGUAUAAAAUUUUCUCCAAGGAUUGUUGUCUGGGUUGAAAACCUCCAGGUACCUCCCAGGAACAAAAUGUUAACUUUUUAAAAAAAAUUUGGUGGGGAGGUUCUGCUUGGGAGAGAGACUUUUAGCAUUCUUUCAGAUGAUCCAGUUAGGUCCCUCCAAUACACACUUGACUUUUGCAUCUGGAUUGUUUCAUCCUCCUGAAAGAAAGGUGCUCUCCCACUCUCGUUCUCUUUCAAAGAGUUACUCUGUCUCAACCACAGCAGCCCUGCCAAGAAAGGAAAAGAUGAAAGGCUAGAUAGAGCAUCAGCUAUCCUGAGAUUUCAUGAAGGGUCCUACUCCAGCUGAAGGUGGAGAAAGAAGGGGAGGGGGUGCAGAGAGUGAUAGUCCAGGAUACCAUGUGACCACUCACAUGCCGGUCACUAAGGGCUUCUUAUCCUGGCUCUCCACAUCCAGUCAUGCAUUUAGGGGCAGCCGUUUCCUCAUAAUGAUUGACAUUCUUGUAAGCACCCUAUGGAGGCAUGGCAUCGGGAAAUUACACCUGGAAAAUCCAGCCUAUGUAGCAACUGGCUGAGUUACCAUACCCCUGAGGAUUCUCCUUCUCUGAAAGAUGACAACUUUGUGAACUUGCUAUAUCUUUAUCUGCUACCUCCUAUGGCAUCAUAGUUAUGUAUUAGGUCGUCAGAAAAGUCAUGAUGCAUUUUUGCAUACAAUCUCAUGACUUUUUGACCCCCACAAUACAUGCCAUAGUUGAGAAUAUGAGACUGCUCAGAUAUUCGGGAAUCCCAUGAAACACUUCAGCUGGGGGGGAGGGUCACAUUUUCUCUCGCUCUCUCCAUCUCACCUCCCCUCCUGCUCUCUCUGCCCCAGCAACUUUUAUAGUAUUUAUCCAGGUACUAUGCUAAAAGGGCAGCUCUUCUGUAAAAUGCCAUGCCUUGAAGCUUUAAAAAAGCAAAAUUCUAUAUUUCAUAGAGGGAGGGAAGAGUCACUCUCUUCUAAGAAAAAUAGACUGGACAGGUGAAUGCAUGCAUGCAUGUGUUUAGAGUUGCUUCUCAGAAGACAAGGAGGUGAUAGCAGCUAUUAAAAUAUAAAUGAAUGAAUGAGCUGAAGGCCUACCUGAGGCUAGUAAAGCAUUUGCCCUGGAAGAGGUUUUUAUGGCAACACCUCCAAAAGGUCAGCCAUAAUGUCUAGGUUGAAAAUCCUUUCCUUGGUAUUACGCUAACAAUGGCUAUCACCCAAUUCUUGACAAACAUAGAAAAAAAAAUCAUAGCAUUGCCAUUGACAAAGCAGAGUGCUAAAAAUAAAGUAAAAUAUCUUUCCCUUUAUCCCGCAUUUUGGGAGUAAAGCCAGAACGGAAUAGGAAAUCCAGUAAUAUUUUUGAGGUUGAUACUCCAUCUUUUAAAAAGUCCUGUCUUUAAAAUGAAACUAGCAGGCAAGUGAACACCUAAAUAAUCAAAAGUUAACCAAAGACCAACAACAGAACAAGAAAACCUAAAGAUUUUUACUUCCUAUUCUUAUCCCCCAUCCCUAUAACUGUGACACCCCUUGCAUUGCUCAGUUGCCUGUGUGUCAAAAUAACUUGUGGACCUUGGAAACUAUUUGAAAAUGUAUUGUGUGGAAUGUAAUAAAAUGAUAUUUUUAUACAAA
Tupaia belangeri chinensis (Chinese tree shrew) is the source of this 6962-nucleotide messenger RNA. It is a transcript of the gene NRP2, whose product is annotated as neuropilin 2. Gene Ontology annotation, cellular component: postsynaptic membrane; plasma membrane; axon. The transcript has 16 exons. Gene Ontology annotation, biological process: angiogenesis; axon guidance; vascular endothelial growth factor signaling pathway. The record is from RefSeq and is a predicted model, not a curated record. NCBI's taxonomy places the organism in Eukaryota, Metazoa, Chordata, Mammalia, Scandentia, Tupaiidae. Gene Ontology annotation, molecular function: semaphorin receptor activity; vascular endothelial growth factor receptor activity. The coding region runs from base 886 to 3606 and encodes 906 amino acids.